This is a messenger RNA of Alternaria atra, 2391 nucleotides long. RefSeq lists its product as uncharacterized. The coding region runs from base 1 to 2391 and encodes 796 amino acids. Gene Ontology annotation, biological process: N-terminal peptidyl-methionine acetylation. NCBI's taxonomy places the organism in Eukaryota, Fungi, Ascomycota, Dothideomycetes, Pleosporales, Pleosporaceae. The record is from RefSeq and is a predicted model, not a curated record. The transcript is spliced from 4 exons. Gene Ontology annotation, cellular component: NatC complex.
AUGGCAGAUGCGUCUAGCAGCCACAGCACAGCCCCCGCCCAGACGCAUCACGAUAACACGGGCUCUGCGAUUGAUGGUGCUGGUCCUUCACAUGCGCAAGAGUCUGCGCCUAUCAUUCCAGCAGCUACUUCCGCUAACUUACCUCUGAGACAAGCAAGACAUUCUGUCGUUGGGAUACAACCCAAGAUUCAUGAUGUGACGGAAAAGUUUACGAGGGCUUGUAGUGCUCUCCAAGUCGGCCAAUUAGUCAAAGAUGAAUACUUCACGCUCUUUGAAUCCAUCGGGGCCAUCGAAAUCAUGGACCCCAAAAUGGACAGUGGCUUCCUGCUCCCAGGCGAAACCCUGGAAGAUGACUACGACACCCUGGCUCCCCUUCUUCCUGAAGAACUAAUAGGCAUCAUGGACCAACUACUCUGCUACGAAAUGGCCUGGCAUACCGGCUACCCGUUAUCCCAAACCCUCUUCACAUCCGUGUAUAUCGACAAGCUGCUAUGGCCCGAGACUAAGGUUCUGGAACAGGCGCAGUUUUAUCGUGGAGAGAUUUCAGACGAGAGACGACCUGGGCCGUUGUUGGAAGUACUGAGGGCAUAUUGUUUAGCGGUGAUUAAAGGAUGUGACUUUGUGAUUGCGAAGAUCACGGGCAGGGAUUACUUUGAAGAGGAGGACUUUUGCACGCAUACGUAUAAUCGUGUCUUGUUUGUUGGUGUGCCGAUGGAUGUCUUUCUGAGAGAAUUGGACGCUGCCAUCGAAACAGUUGGAGAUGCCGACCUCGACAUCAACGACGCCCUUCGAAAAGCCAUCGUCUCUCGCCUAGAACUCCGGAAAGACUUCCUCCGUGCCCUCGACUUGGACAUUCCCCUCGACCAGAUAUCCUAUCCCUGGCCCCCGACCCUCCAAGGCAUCGACUCACUAAAAACUACGCACCAACUCGGACGUACAGUCCCGGGUGCUUUCAGUCCCAAAAUGCAACGACGUCUCGCCUCCACCGUCCCUCCACGGCCAAUCGUCGACCUCUCCUUCACAGAUGCACUAUCCAAACUCCACCAACUUGCCACAGACUGCAGUGAAGCGACACGCUUCCCCUUCCUCCCCGCCGACCCUCUCGAGUACCAAUCUUUUCUCUGGCACUACUCAUCCCGCUCACCACCACCUCUAACAUACUCCCGUUCCUACCUAGCAGCCCUACUUUUCCACUCCGACGUCCUCGAUACCUCCAUCUCCCUGCCUUUGGCCGACGUAACGGCCCUCGUCUUAACUUGUUCUCCGGUCAUCGAUCCGAUCAACUGGACGCUAUCACCUCCUCGCAACGCACUGCUCCCGAAACCCCCACGUCUUCAAUUCGCCAUGCUCAUUGACGAAUUUAUCGACCGCGCGGGCCAGGCGUAUCUCGAUCUGUGGGUCGCCAUGGGCCAGAACCGUUGUCGGGUGCGCCGUAUGUUGACGCAUGUCAUCACAGGUUGGGAUCUGCUACAAGCGGAUGCUGGUUCCAUUGACGUGGACAUUUCGUCGGCGGCUGCGUCCCUCGGUUUGGGUACCCAAGUCAUGGACUUUAGCCUAAGCACGUGGGUGUACCACAAGAAACUGUGGAUGAUGGAGAAGGUUGUGCUACUGGGGUUCGAACAAGAUAUUUAUUUGCCGGACGAGUAUGCGGGCAUGUAUCUUUUCCUUUCGCUCAUCGCUACGAGGAGGAAGGAGUUGUUGAGGAGGGUCGAGGCGCAUUACCUCGUUCAAUCACACGAGUUGCUCAAGAGCAGACGGCUUCGCGAGGUCCAGGAGGUGGAAGACAAUGCACAAACAUUCCUGGCGUCUCUCCUCGCUGAAGCAGAGGGAACGGCGGAACUAGCAUUGGCAAUGGCACGCUUCUACAUCAUCGCUUUGUACCUGGGCAAGUUGCCGCUGCCUCGCCGCGAUCCGUUUUCCACAGAAAAACUGCGGUACGAAGUUAGGAUGAAACAGUUUUUGGCGCUGCAACCACCCGAGGCACCGCCGUUUGAAGACUUCAACGCGCAUAGUCUGCCGUAUGGGGUGCCGUCGAGUCCGCCGCCCGACGCCUUUUUGAAAGAUGUGCGCAACAGGGAGUCGCAGCUUUGGCAGGAAAUAGACAUUCAUAUCAAGACGGCAAAGGCAGCAUUCGCAGAGUACAAAAGACUAGGGCCUGAGGCGGCCAAAGCGAAGGGUGUGGAGCAAAGUUGGAAUGAAGAGGUUAAGAGUCUGCUGGCGACUUGCGUCGCGCUUGGGCUGGCAGUCAAAGGGGUUAAGGAUGGGGUUGUGGCAGAGGUAGUGGAGGGGGGAGGAGAUGUGGGUAAGGGGAUUGCGCUUGAGAUUCCUGAAGCCGGGACGGGGAAGAGGUAUGCUGAGGGGUGGAUUGUUGGCAAGGUGGUUAAGGAGUGA